AUGUGCUUCGCAAAGAAGGCUCCCAAGACUCUGCCUUCCUACGAUGUUGACAGGGACUUUCAAUAUUUCUUCUUCAACGACAUUAUGGCCGAAUGGUCUGGAUUGACCCCGGCUUUCCUGACAAGCGGGCGCAAUGCAAAAACGGACUUCCCAGUGGACUUCCCGGCAUACUUUGAGGAUGACGCUGCUGUAUGCAUGGACUACGACUUUCCUCUGGUGAAGAAGAUCAUUGAGCACUGGCAGCCUCCACAUAUGAACACCGUUCUGCAUACCCGAAAGACCGCCAUGCAUGAUGCCUCGGGCGAGAAGUUUAUGUUGGGUUGUGUGGCCCAUGUGGACGACCUGGAACUUGGCAUCACCACGUUCAGCGCCAGGAGCAGCCCCGCCAAGGAGCAGCCAGCUCUUACACAUGUGAAUGCCGAGUGGUUCGAGGCAGCUUGGUCUCAUCUUCCCCAAGGAGCAUGCCUGGUCGAUGUUCAAAGUGGGGAGCUGUCGCAUGUCAAUGCAAUGUGCGAGCUCAGUCUGCCUGGGCAAAGUACCUUCCAGUCGGCGGCUGCAGCUUGCAUCGACCGGGCGCGCCACACGCAAGAUGCUUCUUGCUGGUCCUUUGGGGCUGUGGAGGGUCUUCUCAAGGACGCGAAAGCGCGAGUCUGGUUGUGGAGGAUUGGAGAUCAUCCAGGGCAACUGGCCAUGAGUUAUCGGCCCACCGCUACGAUGAAGGACUUGAGGGAGUGGUAUUCAGACAGAAAGGGUCCACACAGAAAUUGUGAAGACCUGUUCGAUUUGAUGCAAGGCGAGUGA
Molecule: messenger RNA, 801 nt
Organism: Symbiodinium pilosum
Lineage: Eukaryota; Dinophyceae; Suessiales; Symbiodiniaceae
Source: the annotation of a GenBank genome assembly